CCACAAGCAGCCGCGGGCACACUAGUGCACUGUUCGUGUUGGGUACGGGGUUACAUUUAACUCUUAAAACGGUUUUGUUUCGUAGUUUUUCUGCUUUGUAUUGUAAAUAACGAAAGGUGAGUGGGUGCGACAUAUACAACGAAGGGGUGAACGGGUGCGAUUACCCCACAGCGCCGAGAACCACCACCGAAUUCUCGCCCCCGAUCUAAUGCUGGGCGGUGGAACCGUCGCCGAACCCGUCAGAGUGUAAACAUGGCCGACAGCGCGAGCGAGAGUGACUCGUCUUCCGUCACAGAUGGGCCGACCAUGCAGCCGCCGUCGAUGCCACCGUCGCCCAUCACCCGCGACCAGUGGCAGAAGAGGAUCGACUGCCUCCAGCAGCAAAACAGGGUGCUGAGGGCGGAACUGGAGACCUACAAGCUGCGGGUGAAGAGCCUCCACGAAGAGAACAGGGCGUUGCGGCAGGCCUCCGUCAAUAUCCAAGCCAGGGCAGAGCAGGAAGAAGAAUUUAUUAGCAAUACCCUUUUGAAGAAGAUUCAGGCCUUAAAGAAAGAAAAGGAAACGUUAGCCCUUAAUUACGAGCAGGAGGAAGAAUGCCUCACGAACGACCUAUCUCGCAAAUUAAGCCAGUUACGUCAGGAAAAAGUAGAGUUGGAGCAGACCCUCGAGCAAGAGCAAGAGUGCCUUGUAAAUAAGCUUAUGCGGAAAAUUGAAAAACUCGAGACAGAAACAGCCACCAAACAGAAUGAUCUGGAAACUCUACGUCGGGAAAAGAUUGAACUGGAAAACACAUUGGAGCAGGAACAGGAAGCUCUUGUUAAUAAGCUCUGGAAAAGGAUGGACAAAUUGGAGGCAGAGAAACGGAUGCUGCAGGGAAAAUUAGAGCAACCAAUUUCAAACCCCCCAUCACCGGCUGAUUUCAACCAGGGCGACAGGGCCAACAACCUAUCAUCGCAUAUCCAGCAUUUGCGCAAUGAAGUGGCUAAAUUCAGGGAGCAACUCACAAACGCUCAAGAAGAACACAAUCGUGCAACACAGCAGUAUGCUAAUGAAGAACGUCUUAUUCGUGAAGAAAAUCUCCGUCUCCAGCGGAAGCUUCAAAUGGAAAUAGAAAGAAGAGAAGCUCUAUGUCGUCAUCUCUCAGAAUCCGAAUCUAGCUUAGAAAUGGAAGAAGAACGCCAUUACAAUGAGGUGACAUCCCAGCGGCAUCGAACCUUGUCAAGUCCGGUGCCUUACAAUCCUUCACCUAGCACUUCAAGACCACUUUCCCCUGGUCUGUCCGGUUACAGCAGUGGUCGCGAUCUUUUCUCUCCACCGAGCCCCAUGGGACGUUGUCCUCACUGUGGCCAGGUGAUCCUUCACCAUCCGCCACCCACUGUCCCCCCGCCCUCUUACCUACCCUCAACUUCACCUCCUCCCCCACCUGUAAUCUCACCUGCAUUCCAGAGACAUGGUACUCGUACGUCACAGGAACGAUUCGUGAAGCCCAUCGCUCCUCCUCCCAGCAGCUCAUCACUGUUGGCCACUCCUUCAGCUCCACCGCACCUUCCAACAUCUUCCAGUUCACAUGGAACGACUAACUCAAAUCCUGCUCAUCACCCACCUCUAGUUCCUGCUCCCCCCUCCCCCCACCCAGUGGCCCCUCCCUCUCCAAUGGAUGUCAGUCGCAACUGAUUCAGGAGUUGGGAGAGGAAGAGGUUUGUUUGUUGAUAUGAUGGUGGGUGGCUAGUGGAGCUCCUAAGGUGGUUGCUAAUCCUGGGCAUUCUUUGUGUCCUCAACAGACAUGGAAGUUUGGUUCUUUUUUUCCUGUUAUACUUUUGGAUUUGUUGUGGUGAAUGUGAUACAGUGGUGUUGCAAAUACGGUGGGGGAAACAUGAAAUAGUACGUUUGUUACUAAGACUGAAACGUUGAUUCCUGCAUGUGGAAGUGCACACCACAAUUAAGGAUAUUGGUAAUAAUUAUUGUUAAUGAUACAGUGGUUUUGCCCAGAUGUUGUUGUAGACCGUGAAUGGUGGAUAUGGUUAAAAUUUCUGGCAUGCACUAUGGUACUCUUAUUUACUUCACAGAUUUUUUUGGAAAUCUGAAAUGGGCUCACUUGUGAUAUAUUUGAGAUGAUGAUAUUGACCUAUUUCUGUAUGAUGUAUCGUAACCGUGGAAAAGUAUGUAGACAAGUCGUAAUUUAAUGAUGAGGAGGCAUGUCUAAACUUCGAGUUAGACUCUGCCUCCUCUUUUGAUUGUGAUAACAGUGGUAUUAAUGUGUCAUGCAGUUAAGCAACUAGCACUUGAUAUCCAUAUGCCAUAUCUGUGGGUUGUACUAUAGCAAGAGUCUAGGAGGAGUUGUGGUCAAAUUCUAGCAUAGCCAAGAGCUAAAGAUCAUGAAUUGUAUGGGUAAAUUUCAGAAGCUUUAUUUCUUGAUAGAUAGCUCUUUACUAUAGCUCAACCCAUGACACUUAAACAGUAGAUGAUGAGCAGUCUAAACAGGCCUUGAAGAAUACAAUAUAUAUAUAUAUAUAUAUAUAUUUUUCAUUUUCUAAGUUAGUUUAGGCAUCUUGCUGCAAUUUUCAUGUAUCCAGUGAAGUUGCAGUUUUUGUAUUGUUCAGUUCUAACCUUACGUAUUAUGCUAGCUAGUACGUUUAAUGGUAUAUGAGCCUUAAAUCAGGUGCCAUCUCAUAGUGUUUUUUGAGUGAUCAACUCUGUGCUGAUUUUAAGUGGAUUCCAUCUUGAAUGUUGUACUAUGCAACACUGGCGCUGUACGUCAAGAUUAUUUAUGCUUAAUGAAAGGCAGGACAUGUCUUUUCAUUGUAAUACAUUAGCACAUUUCAAGUUUAUGUUGGAAACUCACGGUAAUGGAAGCAUAAUGCUUUUAGCGAGUAGUUAUCAGCUGUAAUAGGUUCCUUUCAUUUCCUCUAAUUCUUGAGAGAGAGAAAAAAAAAGAUAGGUAAAACUGAGGAUUAUUUUGAGAGAAGACUCGCUUUGCAUGUUUUUGAGAUAUCUUGAAAGUAGCCACUUCUGUUGUUGACUGGGUGAAUCCAAGUAACAAGUAACCUUAGCUUCUGUAUGUGUGUUGGUGGUGCCAAGCAUUACUGUACAAGGUAAUGGAAAGAAGGUCUGCUAGUGAUCCGUACCAUUUUCUUCAUAAUAUAUUCGCUGUACAUACCUGGUCUUAUGUAUGCAAUAUGCAUAACACGUAUACACACUUACUGGUUUCAGGGGAUUAUCGGAUGCAACACAAGUAAGGAGGAGUUUAGUUCUGUUAGAAUUAUAUUCUGGAAGUCUCUAGAGUCAUAUCUGGAAAGGCACUUGUGUGAGAGAAACUUGUUUAUUUUAGUGUGACUAUAUCAACUAGUAUAUGCACUAUGAGUACAUAAACGUCAAUUUGAAAAAUGAUGCAAAAGCUGAAUUUUUGUUUUUGUUUCAUGGUUGUCUGUUAAAUUAUAUAGGAAAAGGGUUUUAGGGCUACGAAUCUUUGGGAACUGCAUAAUUUGCUAGCAAGCCUACCAUGGACAAGUCUGAAAGCCCUCCACGUAGAGGUCAUGUUCCACACUGCUCGGAAUUUCCGUAGAUAUUUAAUCUCCUGCAACACUUCCGGUGUGCAGAGAAACUGGUUAUUAGUGGCAGCUUAAGUUCCAGGCCAGAUGUAUUUCUAUUGUGUCGUGUAUGAAUUUAUUGAACUCUGCUUUUUCCGAGAUGUGGUAAACAUGCUCUAUCUGGGUGUUACUGGAGCCAUGGGAUAUACAGGUAUAUAUAUAUAUACAUAAUAUAUAUCUAUAUAUAUAUAGAAAAAAGUGCAGUAAACAUUUUGAUGUAUUUUCACUGCAAGCAAUGCUUUCACCCAUACUAUAUGUUUUAUAUUUUCUCAGUCACUUCAAGUAGAUAUCCAGUUAUUUGGUCAUCAAGGAAUGGACCUGAUUGGUCAUCUUUAGUUCUUUCAACAAAUCUUAUUUCCCUUGCUGUCCAUCACCAUUUGAUGAGUUGUAGAACUGUAAUUAUUCAUCAGCACCAAUUUCAGUGAUACUUCGUAGAGUCAUUGACCUUGUCAUUAUGUGAUACUUAUGUUUUAUGUAAGUUGAGAUUGUCAUCCAGAUCCUGUUAGGAAGUGACCAAUUAAAAAAUAGAACUUCAAUUUGAGAUGUCAAUGAUGAGUAAUGUUGUUAAAGGUAAGUAUGAAUUUCACAUUACAAUUGACGAAGAUUAAAAAAAAAAAAAUGUGAGCUAACAUGUGUACAAAGUUUUUCUGCCUUGGCUUUGACAAAUGUUAGAGCUCUGGGUGGCAGCAACGCACUGAUAUCUAUCCACUUUCAUAAUUUUUUGCUUUUUUAAGAUUCAUGUAUCAUAUUUUUACACUCCUUUAAAAAAUACAACAAAAAAAAAGCAAGGUUUAUCUUGGAAACCAUACUGACUGAAUGCUUGUAGUAAUAAUCAAAUUUGUCUUUCUCUUUGUUUGUCUGUGAACUUAAGCUUAAAUGAUUUUACAAUAUAUUUUUAUGAAAAC
Messenger RNA from Macrobrachium nipponense, 4492 nucleotides. RefSeq names its product coiled-coil domain-containing protein 6-like. NCBI's taxonomy places the organism in Eukaryota, Metazoa, Arthropoda, Malacostraca, Decapoda, Palaemonidae. The record is from RefSeq and is a predicted model, not a curated record. The coding region runs from base 253 to 1674 and encodes 473 amino acids. The transcript is spliced from 8 exons.